This is a messenger RNA of Drosophila novamexicana, 980 nucleotides long. RefSeq lists its product as uncharacterized. The transcript is spliced from 4 exons. The record is from RefSeq and is a predicted model, not a curated record. Bases 155 to 889 code for a protein of 244 amino acids. Lineage: Eukaryota; Metazoa; Arthropoda; Insecta; Diptera; Drosophilidae.
CGUUCUCAGCUGCGCGUUGUUGGUCGUCUGUCGCGAAUCGAGUUGCAUAAAUUACAUAAUUAUUGCUUAUUUGUUAAUAAUAUUGUGAUUGUUGUUGUGCGUGCAGCGUGUCGUGUGUUAAUUGUUUAGAUCUUUGUAUAUAUAACAAAUUAAAAUGCUGAAAUAUUUGUGCAUUGUGGCCGCUCUCAUGCAGCCGAUCUGCUUCACACAGGCCGAAACGCCUGCGUACAUUAAACAAUGCCGUCGCGACGAUCCCAAGCUCGUGGACUGCUUCAGUGCUUCCCUGGAGCACCUGAAGCCCUAUCUGGCCAGCGGCAUACCAGAGAUAGAGCUGCCGUCAGUGGAGCCCUUCAAGAUGGACACGCUGGCUCUGCAGCUGACCGAGGGACCGCAGGGCUAUAAGAUCACGCUGAAGAACAUGGAGGCCUUUGGAGCCAGCAACUUUGAGGUGAAAUCGUUAAAGCUCGGCGAGAAUGGCGGUGAGCCCUUCAAGGCGCGCAUUUUCAUGCCAAAGCUGAAGAUCGAGGCCAACUACACCAGCGCCGGCGUCCUGCUGAUCAUACCCGCCUCCGGCGGUGGCGAUUUCCAUGCCGUAUUCAAUGGCGUCACCGCCGAUCUUACCGGCAAGACGUCCGCACGCGGCAAGUAUUUGCACGUGGACUCGCUCAGCAUAGUCCUGGACGUGGACAAGGUCACCAUGAGCAUCUCGCGCGCUUUCAACAACAAUCGUAUUCUACUGGAGGCUACCAAUCUCUUCCUGCGCGACAACUCACAAAUUGUCCUGGAGGCCAUGCAAGCGCAGCUGCAGAAGAAGUUGGCCAACGAAUUUGGCAAACUGGCCAAUCAGCUGCUCAAAAACGUUCCUAUCGACCAGUUUUACGAGAAUUAGUCAACCUAGGAUAAGGACUCUUAAGUCUUAAGUUUUAAUUACUUGUUAAAUACUAGUUAUUGAUAUGAACAAAGUAUUAAACAAUUUCCUU